AUGUCCCUACGCACGCGCCGUUACAACCCCGUUCCGAAGCCUGAGAAGCUUCCAAACCCAGACAAGAUCCCAUACAUAAGUCCAGAAAAGGCUGAGGAGAUGAUGUCUGAGUUUCGAAGGAUAGCGGAGGAAGAAGACGACGAGAAGCCACCCACCGACGAGGAACUCGAGAGCGAGGGCAUCCCGGCCAUCAGUUGGUACGAGCAAGAUUUGGCCAAGGGCGGACCGAGACGUCUCAUAAAACGAGUGGCAACGGCAGAAGAUCGCAAAAAGGAGAAGCAGAUGUACAUGAUGAUGUCAGAGGCAGAGAAGAAUCCAGACUCCAUCCUCGAAAGCAAGGAGCUGCAACGUCGGCUCAUCGACAGUCUUAUCGAGAACCCCAACUUUGCGGAUCUUGCACAGGAGCUCAAGGAAAUGAAAGGAGGUAUCAGGACAAAGGCAGAGCAUGAGGAAGAGAUAGUGAGAUUGAGCAAACAAGAGGAACAAGAGAACGAGGAGAUGACUACAGCCAUGAAGUCAGGCUUGAAGGCGGCAACACAGCAAAUGUUCCAAGGUCUGCUCAAUGACCCCGCUGCUGCUGCAGUUAAGGAAGAAGUACAAGAAGUUCUCGACAAGCUACCUGAGAUGGAAGACAUCGACAAUCCUGAGUUCCAAGCGAUCGUUCAGAAGGCAAUGGCCAAGCUAGACGAUGACCCGAUAUAUCAAAAGAAGGUCGCAUCUAUGCCAAAUGAAGACGCGGAAAAGUUACAGAAGGAGCUAGACGAGAUUGAGCGCGAGGAUGAGGCAAUCAACAAACUCUUUGGGAAGGAUGAAGCGAAUUCACCCCUGGGCAAUCCCGAUUCUGAUGCGGAUGUCAAUCAGCUCAUAUACCAAAUGCGCGAUGUACUCAAGUCUAUGGGUGGAGACGCCAGUGUUGAGGCUGAGCUUGACGCUUUGCUUACCGAAGAAACAACGGACGAAGAGCCACGCCCAUUCGAUGCAGAAGAGCUAACAGGAGAACUAAUAAAGCUCGUAUCGGCACAGCGACCGAAGUCUAAAGGAAUAGAGCCAGAAGAUAACGUACCAGCAGACCUCCAAGCCAAAGUGGACAAGAUCAUGGAAGAUCCCAGGCUUAUGGAGAAGCUCGCCUAUAUUCAGAACCUUAUCGAAGAGACUGAACGCGCAAAGUCCGACAUCACGUCCAUCGCGCACGAGGUUGCGCCCGAUCCUUACGAGCUCGAAGAUACGCGUACCGCUACUCUCAAGCAGCGUAUGCAAGCCGCCCGCCAGGACCCAGAACACAUCGGCGCCCUCGAUCGUCUGCGCGUUACCCUGCCCCCACCUUUCAACAUCUCGCCCGCUCUAAAGUCCUUCAAUCAAGCCAUCGAGUUUGCAUACAUUGGAGCGAACGACGACAUCCGGCGCAUCCUAUGGCGCUCUUACCAAAAGGCGCGCACACUGCCCACUUUCUUACCGAACGUCAGUGACGAAGCUUGGGACAUUCUGUAUUACUCCCAGGCCGUAACUUGGGGCUCCAAUCAGAACCGACAAGAUCAUCUGCGCACGUUGUUGGCGGAUUUGAAGAAGUUGGGAAGGGACGGACCGCCCACACACCCAAGUACCUUGGUAAGGAGCGGAGAUGGUGAGCACCUGGAGGACACAACGGAUACGAAAGCUCAGUAA
Molecule: messenger RNA, 1662 nt
Organism: Parastagonospora nodorum SN15
Lineage: Eukaryota; Fungi; Ascomycota; Dothideomycetes; Pleosporales; Phaeosphaeriaceae
Exons: 2
Coding region: 1-1662 (553 amino acids)
Source: RefSeq, a predicted model, not a curated record